Peronospora matthiolae is the source of this 1017-nucleotide messenger RNA. The record is from the annotation of a GenBank genome assembly. Lineage: Eukaryota; Oomycota; Peronosporomycetes; Peronosporales; Peronosporaceae.
AUGACCGUCAACAAGUUCGUCCGCUCCAUUGGAUUUCAAGUCUCCGAUUUUGACCCGUGUCUUUAUCUCAAGAUUACAUGUGGCGAGUGCGUGCUUUUGCUGGUAUACGUCGAUGAUGUGUUGGUGACUGGCAGCUCAACCGAACUGAUUAUGCGCACCAAGAGUGACUUAAAGGCGCGUUUCGAAAUGACAGAGAGUGGGAAGUGCGCAUUCGUGUUGGGCAUCGAGCUGGUGGACAACGACAACGGUAGCGUGACGAUGUGCCAGCGACGCUACGUGGAAGAUGUUCUCAAGCGUUUUGGCAUGAGCGACUGCAAAGCCGUCACCAGCCCAACAGACAUCAGUUCUCGACUCAUACCAAGUACCGCAGCAACUAAAAUCGACGCCCCGUUUCGUGAAGCAGUAGGCGCUCUGAUGCACUUGAUGACCGCGACACGACCGGGCAUUGCCUUUGCUGUGAGUUACGUUUCGCGCUUCAUGGAGAACCCCCAAGUCGAGCAUUGGAUGGCGGUCAAGCGCAUUUUGCGAUACUUACAAGGGACUAAGUCGCACGACUGGGCCGGCGACCAUGCAGACCGCAAGUCGACUUCAGGAUAUGCGUUUAUCCUGAUGGGUGCUCCGGUGAGCUGGGGAAGCAAAAAGCAGUCAAGUGUGUCGCUGUCAACAAGUGAAGCUGAGUACAUUGCACUAAGUCUGGCGAUUCAAGAAGGCAAGUGGGUGCAUCGAUUGCUGUGCGAGAUUCUGGAUGCCGUAGAGGACAAGUCUGGACCCGAGCUCAAGAUCAUGGAAGACAACCAGUCGUGCAUCAAGAUGACGAAGAAUCCUGUCAACCAUGGUCGUGCCAAGCACAUCGACAUCAAGUACCAUCACAUUCGUGAUGAGGUCAAGCGUGGUGAUGUCAAGUUGGAGUACUGCGAGACUAAGAUUAUGUUGGCGGACAUCAUGACGAAGGGACUGACAGGACCGCGUCACAAGGACUUGACGGCAGCGCUCGGCAUACACGCGUGUUCGCAUUGA